Hipposideros armiger (great roundleaf bat) is the source of this 1660-nucleotide messenger RNA. RefSeq names its product neuronal vesicle trafficking associated 1 (gene NSG1). The record is from RefSeq and is a predicted model, not a curated record. Gene Ontology annotation, molecular function: clathrin light chain binding. Gene Ontology annotation, biological process: endosomal transport; clathrin coat assembly. Lineage: Eukaryota; Metazoa; Chordata; Mammalia; Chiroptera; Hipposideridae. The annotation marks the transcript as partial. The transcript has 3 exons. Gene Ontology annotation, cellular component: endosome; membrane.
UGGCGAAACGGUGACUUUGAACAUGAGAGUUCCCAUGCGCCUCCUCUCUGGGCAGAUGUAUGUGAGGGCACCUGGCUGCACCACUGGUCAAACCUGUGCUUCUGUUUCCUGGACAAGGUGGUUGUGAAGACGAAGACUGAAUACGAACCUGACCGCAAGAGAGGCAAAGGGCGCGUCUCCAAGAUAGCCGAGUUCACCAUCAGCGUCACCGAGAGCAUGUCCGAGAGGUUUAAGGUCUCCGUGCUGGUCUUCUUCGCCCUGGCCUUCCUCACCUGUGUCAUCUUCCUGGUCGUCUACAAGGUGUACAAGUAUGAACGCCUCUGCCCUGACGGGUUCAUCCUCAAGAACGCCCAGUGCAUCCCCGACGGCCUGGCGGCCUACUAUGCGGAGCAGGACACGCACUCCCCGGAUAAGUUCUACGCCAUCGUGAACCACUACAACCUGGCCAAGCAGAGCAUCACACGCUCGGUGUCGCCGUGGAUGUCAGUUCUGUCGGAAGAGAAGCUGUCAGAGCAGGAGACUGAAGCUGCUGAGAAAUCAGCUUAGCGAGAUGGGCAAGUUCCUCAGUGUGUCACCUGAAGGUAACAGAGGGACUUUGAGGGACAUUUCAUUAAAUAUAAUUACCGAUAAUUUAGAGGUUACUCAUUUAUGGUGCAACUGCUUCUGUUUGCUAACGCUGCUUUGCAAAUAAAACUCGCUGCAGACCACCCGUGGGCAUAAAGUCAGGUGUGGGUCAGCAUUGCUUAAAGAGCUGACACCACUUUUCAUGGUAAGGAAUCUUAAUUUAGCUGCGUUACUGGGAUUUGUUGGAUGCUGUUGAAAAUAAGUUCACACUGGAUAUGCAAGGGGUUUGGACUUGAGAUGAUAAUGCAUUUGUGGUUGCUGUGUGCAGACCUUACGCCCUAGCCGUAUCUAGAAUGUUCCCUGCUUUGCUCAGAGCGAGCUGCAUUCCACUCCCCCCCCCCAUCAGAUGGCAACAGUGCCGAGCCCGGGAUGCGCUGCAGUGGGUGGUGUAGAGGACAGAUGCCAUCAGGUCAUUGCCAGGCGAGUGCACAUCGACUGUGUGAAAGCACUGAGGUGAGGCGACUCUGGGAAGAGCUGGCCUCGGGCCCUAAGCUGCAGAAGUCCGUGUCCUGUAGGUAGUCUGUCUGCUCUGUGAUGUGCUGAAUAGGAAAGGAACCCACUGGCCCUUUUGGUCACUUCUGUUAGGAAUAAAUUUGCACCAACAGCCCUAUUAGCAGGACAGUUUUUAAAAAAUUGGCUGGGUGGGAAAAGUGAAAAUGUAAUUGCUGGUGAGCCACGGCUACUUUAGUUUUAAUUUUGUGAAUGAGAUGUAACUCCUUUGAUAUAAGAAGCAGGCAGGAAAGGCUGGGGGGUUGGGAGGGAGGGGCUGGUGUGUCACCCCACAAGUCCAAUUAUGACAUUUCAACUCGCAAUCUUUGUAAGACAAUUGUUUCAACCUGAAUCUUGACAUUAAAGUAUGUUUACAAAAUUGCCAGUUAGAUAAACUAAGUGUGUAAGAUGAUUAAAUAGAACAAAGAUAUUCAGACAUUUUCUUCCAUGUUAUUUGAAUGUGUUGUUUCUGGUGGACGUGUCAAAAGUUUUACUGUUUUUUAGUAGAUCAAAAAUAAAUGACAAAUAGUGCAAGAUCUAUUGCGAA